This is a messenger RNA of Vespula pensylvanica (western yellowjacket), 5281 nucleotides long. It is a transcript of the gene tj, whose product is annotated as ras-interacting protein RIP3-like. The record is from RefSeq and is a predicted model, not a curated record. Gene Ontology annotation, biological process: regulation of transcription by RNA polymerase II. Bases 2096 to 3526 code for a protein of 476 amino acids. NCBI's taxonomy places the organism in Eukaryota, Metazoa, Arthropoda, Insecta, Hymenoptera, Vespidae. The transcript is spliced from 6 exons. Gene Ontology annotation, molecular function: DNA-binding transcription factor activity, RNA polymerase II-specific; RNA polymerase II cis-regulatory region sequence-specific DNA binding. Gene Ontology annotation, cellular component: nucleus.
UAUUAUCGAGUACGCACGAAUGGUAGAUCGAAUUCUUUCACUAAUUAAUACGAUCGAAGCCCGUUCGAAAAAAAUAAGCAUCGAGUUUCUCGCUUUCAAAGUCGAACGUCGAGCUUGGUAUCGUGGAAAAUUUCGCGAUCGCGUCGAGAAACCGUACGCGACGGUCUCGUACGAGGGAAAAGAGGAGCAAGAGGACGAGGAGGGGACCGAAGGAUGUCGGAGGUGCAGCGUCGACAAAUUCCUCGCUCAAACAAAAUGGCCAAUCCUAUCGGCGUUGUUCCUUCUAUUUCGGCCCUCGCCGACAUUCGCCCCGUCUAGACCAACAAAAUUUUCUCCGAUCUCUCGUCACCUUCUUUUCUCGUCGGAUUAAAGCACGGAUAGAACCUUAAAGAUUCGAGCCUUAAGAAAUAGUACCGCGAAUAAUAUUAGACGCAUCUUGUUUGAAUUCGAUUCGAUUAGACGCUCGUAAAGGAUUAGAGACAAAAUGGCCAAGAUCUUUGGUAUCGUGCUCGAGAGAGGGAACGAGAGAGAGAGAGAGAGAGAGAGAGAGAGAGAGAGAGAGAGAGAGAGAAGGAAGAGAAGCGAGGGCUUGAGAGGUAGAGGUGCGACAGCGAAUAAGGAAAAUUUGAUAUUCAUGAAGUAUUUUAAAGUCGUGGCAUCUCGGAAAUGGGUAGGAAGAAGGGCUAAAGGUUAAGACCCGUGGACGUCUGCGGAAAGCUAUUUAGAUACGAGGCCGCGAUUUCCUCUUUUCCCUUGUCCUCGCGAAUCACCGUCUCUUCAUAAACGCUUCGUGAUCCUUGAGCUUUCUCCUCGUUCGCGCGAGAAUACGCACGCUCCAAUUUUAUCGUUCGUCCUUUACGUGAAAUGCAGAAAAAGACAGACAGACGGAGAGAGAGAGAGAGAGAGAGAGAGAGAGAGAGAGAGAGAGAGAGAGAGAGAGACUAUUGCGAUACGACUUUCAUCGAGCGAGUCGAUCGAGAUAAGUAGAUAUAUCGAAACGAUGCUACGGGUAAGCUACCGAGGUUCCUAUACAUUUGUACUCAUCUUACAAUUUGCCUUAAUUUGCGAUUCCGAAUUUGAAGCUUUGCAUGCAAAAGUUGAAAAGUUUUCAUUUGAAUAAUUCUCUCGAAAGUGAGGAUACGGGAGUAAAAGUAUUCACCGUUUAAAAAACUAAAAGAACGGAAGAAGAAAGUCGAAAUGGUGCAUCGCGCGACUGAGACUUUUUGAUUAAAGUUAAUAUUUCCAGAAACGUCGAAGUGGUUCCAGUUAGGUGGGCCACCCUGUAUAUAAUAUAAGAGUUUUUGGAAAAGAGGAACGUUCCCAAAGAAGCAAAGAAAAUAAAGAAGAAAGGGGAAAAGAAGAGAAAAGAAGAGAAGAAGUGGUUGGAAAUGGAAGGAGUCGGAGAUAAGGGGCGUGAGCAAAUGGCGGCAACCGAACGAAUCCCAACUCGCGUGGAUCGUUUGGGGUGGUCCCAAAGAGCACGCCCACCCUAACGGUGACGUCACCAAGUGACAUGCGCGCCAAUGUCAUGUCACCCCCGUCACGUUCGGCGCGUCGCGCUGCGCUCGAGCGUAUCGGCCACCACUCAGAUAACGGAGACACCGACGACGACGCAUCUCUCUGCUCUGCCGUGAAAACGACGCUCGGUUCUCCGCGUAUUUCGGCGAGCGAAAGUCCUGCUCGGAAGGCUGAGGAGAAGGAUUAUUAUUUGGCGGGAAAGAGGAAACGUCGAGUGGCAUCGAAGUGCGAGGAAAAGUGUUAAGUGUCGACGACGACGACGACGACGACGAAAAUCAUUCCGUCUGUCGAACGAAGGAACGCAUCUUUUAGAAGAAACCGUAGAAAGUGUCGGUGCAUCGUUGAUUCAGACUCACGUGGAUCUUCUGCAGCUCUUUCCCUUUUUUCUUCUUUUUUUUUUGCUCGAGGGCUGUAAAGAAAAGUGAUCACGACGACGUUGGAAACAGCGACGAGUUGUCAAGGAGGUGCCGGAGGAAUACCCGUUGUCACCGAGGAGACGCUCACGUAUGCAGCUGCAACGGACGCGGUAGAGAAGGUGGAGGCGCAGGAGGUGGAGGUUGAGGUCGACGAGGUUAAGAUGGAAGCCGAGGACCAUCUAGCGAGGGAAUACGUCCAGGAGUUUGUCCUCGAUCAUCUCGAUCCCGCCGACGUCAAGCGAGAGGUACGAAUGGGUUCGCCGAACGUGAUGGUGAACGGAAGCGUGGUGCAAAUUCCGGGACAAGUACAAGCUCAGGGCCUGGCUCUGGCGCCGUUGACGCCACCGGCUCACGAGUUAGAGCAACCUCAUCCGUUGUACGGGCAACCUCAUAUACAGGUGCAACACGGGGUGCUGGUGAAGGCACCACCCGGUGGUGCUCCACAUUUGACGACCCUUUCGCAUCCAGGCACACCACCGGACACGCCGCCGGUCUCUGCCUCUCCACCCCCGUUGCAGCUGCAUCGCGCCGAGCGAGAUCCUCGCGAACGCAGCGGACUCCUAUUGCAUCUGCAACAGCCUGGAUCCAUAUUGCAAGAUGACAUGCAAGUUGGUCCCGGGGUCGGCAUGGGCUGGCUCACCCAAUCCCUCAGGCAAGAACCGCUGGAUCUGAGACCUCACUGUCCUCAGGAACAAGCGCAGGAACCUCAUCACGAGGGUUGGUCCUCGUCGACCGCGAACCAUCAUCACUUUCAGGAGCUUCAACACUUGCCUAGACAUACCAGGCAUCCCGGUGGGUACAUCACAAUGUCCAGUCACAUCGAGUACUAUGGCGGUCCAGGUUCAGGCGGCGGGAUGCUUCCCGCGGGCGGGGGUGUGAUGCAGAGCAUGGAGGAUAGCAUGCAAGGGAUGCCCAUGCAACCGGGUAGACCGUUGAGCGUUUGCUCGGUCAGUUCUUGUGGAGCCAGUGGUCCCAGUCCUGCUCACAGAACUGCCAAUGGACUUUACUCGAGCUGUGGACCGGCCAAUUCGCAGGAGGAGCUCAUGAACGACGAGCUCCUCAUGUCGCUCUCCGUACGCGAAUUGAACAAACGCCUCCAUGGUUGCCCGCGGGAAGAGGUGAGUCAGGUCGUCCGUUUGAAGCAAAAACGUCGGACUUUGAAGAAUCGAGGAUACGCGCAAAACUGUCGUAGCAAACGACUACAGCAACGUCACGAUCUCGAGACGACCAACAGUAAUCUACAAAACGAGCUUCAACGAAUGAAGGUCGAGUUGGCUCGGACCCAGCAAGAGCGGGAUCUCUACAAGCAACGCUGUGAAAUAUUGAGGGCUCGUCAAAGUCAUCAUCACAGUCACAGUCACAAUCAUCAUCAACAGCAAGCCCCUCAGCCGACCCAGCAGCAGCAGCAGCAGCAGCAACAACAGCCGCAGCAGGCUCAGCAACAACAUCAGUCCCAGAAUCAACAUCCUCAGCAGCAACAGCAACCACCGCCGCCGCAGCAGCAACAACAGCCGCAGCAGCAACAACAACAACAACAACAACAGCAGCAUCAACAACAACCGGCACCGGCCAGCCCGGAGGUCUAUCUAUGACAUCGACAGCGCCGAGGAGGCGCUUGCUGGACCUGAACGAUUAUCUCGAUGUCGAAUCCUUGAGCCGCUUCUCGAGAACGAUCGUGGAUCGAGAAAUGGGAUUGAAGAUGGAAGGAAGGUGCGAGCGAUACCUCUGAGAGAUGGCGUUAUCUCGACGGCGCGCCUCGAUUCCGAAAAACGAUAGAAGCGAGAACGCUCUAUGCGUGCGCGUGUACACGUUAUAAAAAAGGUUUAUACGAGGAUAGAUGGCUUUCGGUUACUCUUUUUCGUUUUUCUUUUCACGACGCUUCGUCGUGUUCUCCUCGUUCCUCCGUCGCGCUCGAGUCUACGCAGUCCGCAUGGAAUUGUGUUCGAUGCGAAGAAAAUUGAUGAAAACGGUGCAAAAGGGACGAGACGGAUUAGCGCUUCGUUAGCAAGAGGAAUGGAGAAAUAGGAGGAUGCGGAAGAAGGAUAGGACACUUAUAAUUGAGUUAAGCAAAAUGUAGAAUUAAGGAACGCGAAAGGAAUACGAACGGAUUUCUUUUCUUUUUCUCACUUACUUUCUAACAAACGCCGACGGCUCUUUUCCCCCGAGUCUGGCGUUCGAGCUACGUGUGUACAUAUUUACAUUCAUCCUACAUUGUUUAUGUAAUAUAUGAUCGCGUCGCUUUGAAGAAUAGCCUAUCGAUCGUCGCGAGGCCAUCGUCGACAGUAUUUUUCAAGACUAUCGCGAGCAAAAAACUCGCGCUCUCUUCUAACGUCAAUUUUACUUACGAUUAGGGCAUUCACGGAAGUUUCGAUACGAGACACGAUUUCGUCCCGUCUCUUCUUUCUCCUUUCUCUAUUUCUUUAUUAUCGUUUCUAUUUUUGUUAUCGUUUCCCUAGGCGAGAUUGACAUUUCGCUUUAUCUCGACGUUAGUCUCCCCCCCCCCACCUCUCUCUCUCUCUCUCCCUUUUUUCUACUUUCUUCGCUCCUUUUAACUCUAUUUUACCAAUAUCUAGAUCGAUCUGUCUCUUCCGUGAGUCGAAUAGAACAAAAGAGAAGGGCGAAACUUUGAUCGUUAAUAUAUAUUAUCGCGUAAUUAGAUCUCCCGCGCAAAGGGCCGAAAAACAGGCAUACAUCGUUUUAAUAUGACUAUGGCACAAAAAAUAAUCGGUAUACGGUAUACCUGUACGGUAUUUCUCUACGACUUGGCUUCUUCGACCAUGGAGGAAGGAAAGAGUAACGAAGAAGAGGAGGAAGAAGGAUCUCCAUCUCUCUCGAUUCUACAAAUUCGACAGAACGAACGAAGAAGUCGAGCGAUUAACGUGCGUUAGACGAUGGCGUAACUUUGACUUUUGAGGAGAACGACGAUCCUUUUGCGUGAGAAGGACAAGGUAAGAAAAACCAGGGAAAUAUUCAAUUCGACCAAAUUUCAAAAACAGGACGAAAUUAAAGAAGAAAAUGUGAAAAAUCGAGUCGGGGCCAAUGGUCUUCGUCUAUUCAACGAAAACGCUUACCUACGCGCAAAGCUACGCCACCGAUCCUAAUUAGAAGAAUAUUAUGCAUAUAAAAAAAAGUAUAUAUAUAUACAUAUUAUAUAUAUAUAUAUAUAAAUAUAUUAUUGUUUUCUCGUACGGACCACGCUCGGCCACGACCCCACGGGCCGAAACUUGUCCGAUUCGAUUUAAGAAUGUUUUAAUUCCCGUUACAUCGUCUCUCGUGUGUACAUAAAAGUAAUUAUUAUACUUCUUAUUAUAAAUAAACGUCGACACAGAAUCCGACAGUUUCAGAUA